Dimorphilus gyrociliatus is the source of this 1075-nucleotide messenger RNA. The record is from the annotation of a GenBank genome assembly. Lineage: Eukaryota; Metazoa; Annelida; Polychaeta; Dinophilidae.
AUUUUAUAGUUUUAAAUCGUAACAAGACUUUGUCGGUGAUGGUCUUGUGGCCUGUUUAUAAUUGAAUAUGAAAUCGCACAUUACGCUCUAUCAUUGAUCGUUAUUUAUGUUUCAGGAUGAGAAGAAAAUAUAUUAUUUUUCUUGCUAUUUUAUUAGAAAAGUCAACUGACAAACAAGUGUCGCCUCCUAAUGGAAAAUCGCUAUUAACCUAGGCAGUUUAAAUCAAGAAGGAAUAGGUGAACUAGGAGAUUCCCAACUUUAGGAAAUAGUUCAAUAGGCCACACUAUAAUAUUGACAGAGACCGUUUGGAAAAGAGAAUGGAGGUUUCUGGAUCCGGAAAAGAUUGCGUUCAUGAAGAGGAGAAAUCUUCUGAUAGCGAAGGCUUAAUUACUUUUAAGGAGUUGGAUCAUUCGGAUAUUCGAAAUAAUGCUGACAGAGAUGAAGGUAAUGAAAUUCUAUGUGAACAGUCAAUAAAUGAAAUAAAAGAUUACUUGAUUUUCAGUAUUUUGUCUAUGUUGUUUUGCCAAUCUUGCUGUGGUUUUGCAGCAAUCGUUACGAGUUUAUCUUGUAGAAAUGCGAAGAAGGCUGGAAAUUAUUAUAAAGCCAAAGCGAAGUCAAAGAGUUCCCUUGUGCUCGUUAUUUCCACUGUUCUUUCAGGAUUAUUUCUCAAUAUUUUAUUGAUCAUUUACCACUUUGCACAAAUAAAGCAGAUCUUCAUCUGAAUUAGACAGCAGGAGAUUGAGGAAAGGAAAAAGAGCGAAGGAAAGUGACAUAAAGAUUCUAUAGUAGUUUGUUUUUGUUCAUAGAUAAUUUUACCUAAUUUAUUUAGACUAAUAGUAUGUUUGUUUAAUGAUUUAGCCAAAAUGGGGUUUUGUCAGAAAUGUACAGUUUUUUGUCUAGAUAUUUUUAGCAAGUCAAUAUAUAAGAUAUGUUCUUUGCUGGUGUUUAAGACAAUUAUAUAACGAGUUAUGAAAAAGUCAAGUGAACGUAUAUUGUCAUGGCUAUUGAAAAGAAUCCAUAUGAUAAUAAAGUAUCUUCGGUGAUGGUAAACUUUACAUUGUACAAUAAUACAAAA